This is a messenger RNA of Populus nigra (black poplar), 1382 nucleotides long. RefSeq names its product glyceraldehyde-3-phosphate dehydrogenase GAPC1, cytosolic. Bases 156 to 1181 code for a protein of 341 amino acids. The transcript is spliced from 12 exons. Gene Ontology annotation, biological process: glucose metabolic process. The record is from RefSeq and is a predicted model, not a curated record. Lineage: Eukaryota; Viridiplantae; Streptophyta; Magnoliopsida; Malpighiales; Salicaceae. Gene Ontology annotation, molecular function: NADP binding; oxidoreductase activity, acting on the aldehyde or oxo group of donors, NAD or NADP as acceptor; NAD binding.
GUGACCUAACUCCCUCACCACGCACCUACUCUUCCUUUAUAUGACCCUCAAUUAGCAGCCACUCUCCUCACUAAAACUAUCUGUUUAAGCUUAUCCCUCAAAUCUCCCCUCUUAAUUCUAAAUCUCUCCUCUGUGUCCCGUUACUAUCAACAACAAUGGCAUGUGAUAAGAAGAUUAAGAUCGGUAUCAACGGAUUUGGAAGGAUCGGUCGUUUGGUUGCUAGAGUUGCUCUUCAAAGAGAUGACGUGGAACUUGUUGCUAUUAACGAUCCUUUUAUCACUACUGACUACAUGACAUAUAUGUUCAAAUAUGAUACAGUUCACGGUCGCUGGAAGCACAGUGAGCUCAAGGUUAAGGACGAGAAGACCCUUCUCUUUGGAGAGAAGGCUGUCGCUGUUUUUGGCAUCAGGAACCCAGAGGAGAUCCCAUGGGCUCAAGCCGGUGCUGAGUUUGUCGUUGAGUCCACUGGAGUUUUCACAGACAAGGAAAAGGCUGCUGCUCACUUGAAGGGUGGUGCCAAGAAGGUUGUUAUCUCCGCCCCAAGCAAAGAUGCACCUAUGUUUGUUGUGGGUGUAAAUGAGAAGCAAUACACUCCAGAUCUUGACAUUGUUUCCAAUGCUAGCUGCACUACAAACUGUCUUGCCCCCUUGGCCAAGGUUAUCCAUGACAGGUUUGGAAUUGUUGAGGGUCUUAUGACUACAGUUCACGCGAUUACUGCCACUCAGAAAACUGUUGAUGGUCCAUCAAUGAAGGACUGGAGAGGUGGAAGGGCUGCUUCCUUCAAUAUCAUUCCUAGCAGCACUGGGGCUGCCAAGGCUGUUGGAAAGGUUCUGCCGGCACUUAAUGGAAAAUUGACUGGAAUGUCCUUCCGUGUUCCUACUGUGGAUGUCUCUGUUGUUGACCUCACUGUCAGGCUUGAGAAGAAGGCAACAUACGAGGCUAUCAAAUCUGCUAUCAAGGAGGAGUCUGAGAAUAAACUCAAGGGUAUUCUGGGUUACGUUGAAGAGGAUGUGGUGUCUACUGACUUCAUUGGUGACAGCAGGUCAAGCAUAUUCGAUGCCAAGGCUGGAAUUGCUUUGAACGAUAACUUCGUCAAACUUGUCUCUUGGUAUGACAAUGAAUGGGGCUACAGUUCACGCGUGAUUGACUUGAUAGCUCACAUGGCCAAGACUCAAGCUUGAAGCUGAAGCAUGGAGAUGAUGAGUUGAGGCACUUUUCUUUCGAUUUUGUGGUUUAUGAGUACAAGGCCUUAGAUGAUGUGCGAAGUUUGGAAUUUAAAAUAAACAAUUGACUCUGAUUUUUGUUUUGGAUAUUAAGCUAGGGAUUUACCACAGUUUUAUCUGUUUAAAUACAAAAAAUCAGACGGUUUGUUUUCCUGUUUA